AUGGCUGGGGCUCAGCCCGGAGUGCACGCUUUGCAACUCAAGCCUGUGUGCGUGUCUGACAGCCUCAAGAAGGGCACCAAAUUCGUCAAGUGGGAUGAUGACUCCACUAUUGUUACUCCAAUUAUUUUGAGGACUGAUCCUCAGGGAUUUUUCUUUUACUGGACGGAUCAGAAUAAGGUUCCACUGCUCCAUCCUGCCACCCAGACAAGCAAGUGCCCCGCAAUCCAUGUCCACUGUAGCAAUCGGUUUAUGCCUUUCUCUAGUGAGGAUCAGGAGACGGAGCUGUUAGAUCUCAGCCUUGUCAAGGAUGCCAGGUGUGGGAAGCACGCCAAAGCUCCCAAGGUAGGGAGCGGAGCCCAUGCCCGCACCAGCUGCUGCUUUGAUUCUUUAUCUGUGUCAAGAUAGCAAUUAAU
Molecule: messenger RNA, 413 nt
Organism: Grammomys surdaster
Lineage: Eukaryota; Metazoa; Chordata; Mammalia; Rodentia; Muridae
Product: 1-phosphatidylinositol 4,5-bisphosphate phosphodiesterase beta-1-like
Exons: 4
Coding region: 1-405 (134 amino acids)
Source: RefSeq, a predicted model, not a curated record